AUGACUAACCAUCUAUCUUUAUUUCACCAGCUCAGGAAGAUCAAGUUGAAGGCCCUCAAGACCUCUUUUCACCAGGACAAUUACAGAUUUUAUUCCCUCAAUCGCAUUAUACCCACAGGCCUCCAACUUCAUUGCACUCCCGGUCUCGGUACUCUCACACCUGAACUUCGCAAACGCUGGAACCAGACCUUACAUGGAGCUUCAGUUCGACUAAUUAACAUCCUCUCUGAACAGUGUAUUGCUUCUCUUGAUUCCUUUUCAGCUGACAUCAGUAGCUUGGAAGACAAACUACGUUCUUGUUGUACCCACACCCAGUGGCUUCAGUAUAAUGAUGAAAUUGAAUCUGAUCUCUCUAAACACAGGUCUCUCCUCACUGAACGCAGGAACAAGAAAAUAGGUAACCUCACAAAGAAGCGACAACGGUCAAACAGAUUUAGACGACAUACCAACAACAAUGAUGCAUCCCCCCAUUUGGUUGUUAAUCUCUCAUCCUCCCCUCUCUCCCAAGCAGAAACCUCUCUUCUCUCUAAAGGGCUCAAGUUUUGCCCAACGCCACCAGAAGUUGAACAGAUAGCUCUCAGCCAAGACCUCUCUACAUUUUAUCGCAGGAUACGUCUCAAAGAGUUCUUUUUAGAUGAACCCCCUUCUGAUCCCGAGCCCUUCUACCGGAAAAGCACAUGGACUCCGCCCAAGAAUAGAGUUCCUUCCCUUGAAACUUACAUUCAACAAGCUGUCUCAUCCCAAGUUUGCUCCACAGAUACCCUCGACACCAGAGCACAUGACAACCUCCCUCGAGAAGAACGCCAGGCUCUCUCAUCACUCAAAAACAGGUCCGACAUCAUCAUCAAGCCUGCAGACAAAGGAUCAGCCGUCGUCGUCAUGGACCGCCAGCAGUACAUCAAUGAAGCCAUGAAACAUCUCAAUAAUCGAUCUCACUAUGCACUCCUUGAUUCUGACCCCACUUGUAAUUUCUCCCUACAGAUCCAAUCGACACUGAAUGACAUGAAAGACAACAAGCAUCUCUCCGAGAAGGCCCACAAAUUUCUCUCCCCUACUAAUGCUAAACCUGCCCGCUUCUAUCUCCUCCCCAAGAUCCACAAACCUGGCAACCCUGGUCGACCCAUCCUCUCAGGAAAUGGUUCCCCAACAGAGAACAUCUCCCUUUUUGUUGAUUACCACAUUAAACCCCUUGUCUCACGUGCACCCUCUUACAUCCACGACACUCCAGACUUUCUCAGGAAACUCAAUGACAUCAAGGACCAGAUACCGGAGACUGCGAUCAUCGGCACUUUGGAUGUUUCUUCACUGUACACCAAUAUUCCCCACGAUGAAGUGGCCAUUCCAGUCCCCCCAUUUCCGAUAUCAAAUCUCUGA
Molecule: messenger RNA, 1374 nt
Organism: Lytechinus variegatus (green sea urchin)
Lineage: Eukaryota; Metazoa; Echinodermata; Echinoidea; Temnopleuroida; Toxopneustidae
Exons: 2
Coding region: 1-1374 (457 amino acids)
Source: RefSeq, a predicted model, not a curated record